Molecule: messenger RNA, 6491 nt
Organism: Anguilla rostrata (American eel)
Lineage: Eukaryota; Metazoa; Chordata; Actinopteri; Anguilliformes; Anguillidae
Gene: tbc1d22b
Product: TBC1 domain family, member 22B
Exons: 12
Coding region: 228-1748 (506 amino acids)
Biological process (GO): activation of GTPase activity
Molecular function (GO): GTPase activator activity
Source: RefSeq, a predicted model, not a curated record
GCACAUCCUCCAAUGACAGCUCGACUUCAAAACACUCCAAGAUGGCGGCUUCCAUUGCUGUGUUUUACGCGCUCCAUUAAUUGUAAUAAAACAGCAUUACUGACAUCUAAUACAGCUGCAAUUCCGGUUUUGCCAUGUAAAUCAGAACCGUCAUCUGUUACAGAUUGUUUUUCAGUCUUUUCCAAUGGUGAGCUCGUUUAGAAAAUCGUACGCAGGGUCGGAGUGAGAUGAAUCCGGGCACUUCUCCGAGCAUGGCCAACGAUAAUAAAAUUCAGUUUUGGAGGAGAAACGCCAAGGUUCCUGGGAGGUUUUUGAAAGACGCCCCGAAACCGAACGCGCUGCCCGCGAAGUCCAAGAAGGCCUCCAGCUUCCACGAGUUCGCCCGCAGCACCAACGACGCCUGGGACAUCGGCGACGACGAGGACGAGGACUUUUUGGCCGCCGCCCGUCUGUCGACCCCGCCCCCCCCGCCGCCGCCUGCGCCCCAGCCCCCUCCGCCGAACUCCUCGGAUGACCUCGAUGCCCCCGACGAGCCGCCGACGGACGACGCCGGGGCGCUCCCGAAACCGGAGGGUGGGCGGGACCUGGCCAAGAUUGACAGCAGGCCGACCAAUGGGAGGGUGGUUAAGUCCUGCAGCGAGGCGCAGCUCAGCACUGCUAAAGUUCGCACGCCCAUCCAGAAGCAGCAGUCGCUCCCCAUCCGGCCCAUAGUCCCGCUGGUCGCCCGCAUCUCGGACCAGAACGCCUCCGGGGCCCCGCCCAUGACGGUCCGGGAGAAGAGCCGCCUGGACAAGUUCCGGCAGCUCCUGGCGAGCCCCAACACGGAUCUGGACGAGCUGCGGAAGCUGAGUUGGUCGGGGAUCCCCAGAGAAAUGCGCCCCAUCACCUGGAGGCUCCUCUCGGGUUAUCUUCCUGCCAACAUGGAGAGGAGGGAUUUGGUUUUGAAGAGGAAGAGGGACGAGUAUUUUGGCUUCAUUGAGCAGUAUUACCACUCCAGGACUGACGAGAACCACAGGGACACAUACAGACAGAUCCACAUCGACAUUCCCAGGACGAACCCUCUGAUCCCCCUGUUCCAGCAGCCCCUGGUGCAGGAGGUGUUUGAAAGAAUCCUGUUCAUCUGGGCCAUCCGCCACCCUGCCAGCGGCUACGUCCAGGGCAUCAACGACCUGGUCACCCCCUUCUUUGUGGUCUUCCUCUCCGAGUUCGUGGAGGAGGACGUGGAGAACUUUGAGAUGGCCGGCCUUCCUCUGGAGUGUCAGAGGAACAUCGAGGCGGACAGCUUCUGGUGCAUGAGCAAGCUGCUGGACGGGAUACAGGAUAACUACACUUUUGCCCAGCCGGGGAUCCAGAUCAAAGUGAAGGCCCUGGAGGAGCUGGUCAGCAGGAUUGAUGAGGACGUGCACAGCCACUUCCAGAGGUACGAGGUGGAGUACCUGCAGUUCGCCUUCCGCUGGAUGAACAACCUGCUGAUGAGGGAGCUGCCCCUGCGCUGCACUAUCCGCCUCUGGGACACUUACCAGGCAGAGGCUGAGGGGUUCUCCCACUUCCACCUGUACGUCUGCGCUGCGUUCCUCAUCGAGUGGCGAAAGGAGAUCCUCUCCAUGGUGGACUUUCAGGGCCUGCUCAUGCUCUUGCAGAACCUUCCCACAAUCCACUGGGGCAACGAGGAAGUCGGACUGCUGCUCGCCGAGGCCUACAGGCUCAAGUACAUGUUUGCCGACGCGCCCAAUCACUACCGGAGAUAGGCCAGGCCGCCCGCCAAUCAGGCCGACCGCCAAUCAGGCCGCCCGGACCCUCGAGACUGACACACCCACGGACACAAAAAAAACGAAAAAAAAAACCCACUCACAAAACGUGCUCUGCUGUGAAACGGAUUCUCCUUCCUGUUGCUGAAUCAACUCGUGUGCACGCGUGCGUGAUGCGUACACACGUGAGCGUGCGGGUGCACGCGUGCGUGAUGCGUACACGUGAGCGUGCGGGUGCACGCGUGCGUGAUGCGUACACACGUGAGUGUGCGGGUGCACGCGUGCGUGAUGCGUACACACGUGAGCGUGCGGGUGUGGACAAAAACACACCGGCAGACCCACAGGCAAAAAAGGAGGACCUCACAGAGAGCACGGUGGACCCCCCGGCCCCCAUUUUAUCCACUCCUCCCCUCUCAUUGGUUCAUUGUCAGGAAUAAAAUAAAAAAAAAGUGUGAGUGACCAAUCCCCCCCUGGAGGAGCUGAAGUUUAUUUCUCAUAGAGGCCCACAGUCUUGAACCUCAGCCAGCUUGUCUGUUACAGUCAGAGUCGGGAGAAAUCGAAGGCGGUCUUUCCACGGUCAGCCGCCCAGGAGACGCGGGACCACGGUCCCACGGACCCCCUUAAUGAGCGCAGGUCGCGCUCCGCCAUCGACUCGCCCGCUUCGACCAAUCAGUGUUUCGCCGCACAAGAGCAAAGGGGCUCCACGAAGCCCGUGGCUUCCGUCGCCAUGGCGUCUCCACGCGUGGUGCGUUCUGGAAGCCCCCCCAAAACUUGCUAAUCAGUCGGUGCUUUUUUCGACCGUGGGACACCGCGAAGACCUCACGUGACCGGAGGAAAGACGAACCGAGAAGGAAACUCAAAAUAGACUCGUUUGGUCGAAAGUGAAAAUACGAGACUUGCGUUCUUUGCUUGGAGCUGAAGGACGUUUUCAGGCGUGGUGAUGUCAUCUCCAGGGAUACUCCGCUCGCUCCGAGUCUGCCCUGCCACGCGGCGGCCAUUUUGUCACACUCCACUUUCCGUGUUUCUGUGUUCCUUCGCUGGCGUUUGUGUUUCUGCUGCCGCGAGACCUUCCUACCACAGCGGUCGGGAGAGGGGCGUGGCUGGGGUCCCUCUUCCCUCCGACGGGAACAGGGCGUGGCUAUGGCGGGAUGGCCGGGGGGGCGGGGGGGGGAGGGGGGUGUCUGUACUUGAGGAUGAGCAGGAAGCGCAGCUGCGACCUCCUACUGUAGACCUCCUCCAUCCCAGACUGCACUGCGUCUGCCCUGUCUCAGCCCACUGGCCUGUGACUCAGUGUGUGAAUGUAUCCGCCAUCUCCGCCAUUUUGAAAAAAGGUACCCUCUCUGCGUGGGGUCCUAUCACGUGCCCUUGCAAGAGACACUUUCAGAGUUUAAAAAUAUAUAUAUUAUUUUGCUUUGGGGUUAACUUCUAAUGAUUUUUAUUUUUUUACCUUUAUUUUCCUUAUAAUAUGUGUAAUAAUAUUAGAUAAUUAAUAUUAGCUAUUAAAAUUGAAAUAUAUGUGUAGGCAUUUAUGUAUAUAUACAGUGAGUGCCAUAAUGUUUGUAACAAAGCCAUAUUUUUUCUUGAUUUAGCUCUGUACUCCUUAAUUUUACAUUUGUAAUGAAACGAUUAAUAUGUUCUUAAAGUGUAAGUUCUCAGGUUUUAUCAAGAUUUCAUAAAAAAGCAAUUGAACACGUCUGACUAAUCAGAAACCCCUGUGAAGCCAUUUGUCCCAAACAUUAUGAUGCCCUGAAAUGGGGAGAGCUAUGUAUAAAAAGGGCUGUUAUUUCUGUAUGGUGAAAUUUAUUAGAAUACUGUUUAAUAAAAGCCGAGAAUCCACACUUUAACCACAUACUGUAUGAAUUGUUUUAUUACAAUUGUAAAAUUAUGGAGUACAGAGCUAAAUCAAGAAAAAAAUAUGGCUUUGUCCCAAAUAUUAUGGUGUUCACUGUGUGUGUGCGCGUGCAUAUAUAUAUAUAUAUAUAUAUAUAUAUAUCUGAGAGAGAGAGAGGGAGUUCGACAAUGCUACAGAGCAGUUUAAAUUAAUGCAAUUCAGUGGGGAAAAAUUAAUUUCUGGUCCAUGACAGAGGAGGCUGAAUUGGCACUAAUUGCAAGUGGUCCCUUUUUUUUUCUUUUGCUUGUGAGAAAUGUGAAGCUGCAGAUAUAGUGGGCUGUGGGCAUUAGACGGUGGUGUGUUGGGUUUAAUUUAAUUUUUUUUCCCCUUGGAAACAACCUGCAGCACGCAGUCGCGAUCCCUCAGCGAACCAGAAAAAAAACAGCAUGUUUACCGCGAGCGCAGAAAGCUCCACGUGGUGCUCUGUUCAGAACCCAUCCCUCUUGAGAGGGUGGCCCUGGUACGCCGAGAUUGGAGAGGACUUCUGCAGAACUUCUGUAGGAAGUCUCAGUCAUUCCACUCUGAAGCCUCGCUUCUGUAGGAAGUCUCAGUCACUCUCCUGUGAAGCCUCACAUCUGUAGGAAGUCUCAGUCACUCUCCUGUGAAGCCUCACGUCUGUAGGAAGUCUGUCACUCUCCUGUGAAGCCUCACAUCUGUAGGAAGUCUCAGUCACUCUCCUGUGAAGCUUCACUUCUGUAGGAAGUCUCAGUCACUCUCAUGUGAGGCCUCAGUUCUGUAGGAAGUCUCAGUCACUCUCCUGUGAAGCCUCACAUCUGUAGGAAGUCUCAGUCACUCUCCUGUGAAGCUUCACUUCUGUAGGAAGUCUCAGUCACUCUCCUGUGAAGCUUUACUUCUGUAGGAAGUCCCAGUCACUCCUGUGAAGUCUCACUUCUGUACAAAAUCUCUGACACCCUGUGAAGCCUCACUUUUGUAGGAAGUCUCAGUCACUCCUGUGAAGCCUCACUUCUGUAAGUAGUCUCAGUCGGUGUGGAACGUUUCCAACUUGCAUCUGCUUGUGUGAAACUUGAACCCAAGCCUGCCCUGAUGAGAAUAGGUCUAGGAUGUCCAACCCUGUUCCUGGAGAUCUACCAUCCUAUAGGUUUUCACUCCCAACCCUAACAAAUCACUCCUCAUUCAACAGCUAGAGAUCUCAUUGAGCUGCUAAAUAGUACAAUGAGGUGUUCCAAAUUAGGGUUGAAAUUAAAACCUACUAGAUGGGAACAGGGUUGGGCAGGCCUGGUAUUUGCCCUCAUUGGUCCAGCCAGUUCCCACGUCAUUGGCCUCUUCAGUCACAUGACACAGUCCCCUAUAACCGCAUGCACCUAGCCUUGGUCUUGGUCAAUUUACAAUGUUAAAUUGCUUUGUAAUUCAUGGAAGAAGUGUGGGCGUUUAUGGUACGUUCUAGACAGUGAUGCCCUGACUAGGUUUUGUUGACCACUUCCUGAGAACGAAAUGGGUCCCAUUAAUGGACCCUAAUGGACCAAUGCAAAACUGUUUCCCAACUGUUAAAAAACGAAGCUUUUGAUAUUUCUGUUGUAGCUGAUAAUCAGCACGUGCUACGUUAUGUGUGGAAUUAGGAGCAAAGCCUUGAACUUUGGUGUUUAAAUAAACAAAGAUGGAACAUGAUUAGAGUUCAAAAUAGGUACAUACGUACAGCGUACACCUCUGCACCCUCUCUCGUUACUUUCUGCUAUGCUACUGACUCCUGCUCUUGUACACUGCACCUCCCAACAGACAACAUGAACACUGAAAACCACCACCACUGAAAUGCGGCAAAAGCCUCGUUUAACUCAUUCAGACCCAAAUUAAAUACGCCUUUUCAAAUCUGUAAAGUGGAAUUCAGUAGCACCAACAAAUGUACUGUAAUGGUGACAGCAGGCCUGGUCCUUUGAUUCUCUAGCCACGUGAUUACAGAUAAGGAAAUUUGCAAAUAUUUCCUGUUUCCUCCGGAGGGAAAUAUCCUGUGUACGCGUUCUCUCACUUGGAAGUUCUGACGUUUUUUUUUUUUUUUUGAGCGGAAAACAUUGAGUCGGUGCAUUUUAUCAUUUGCUACAGUAGGUAUUGUAGCGGUUUUGCUUGUCUUUCAUUUAACAAUUCAGCAAUCGCACCUGCCGACAGUGACAAGAUUUAAUAUUUACAAGGGUUAGCUCAUGGGCGAAAUAACCAGCCACGUGUUGAAUUCAAUAUGAAUACAUCUUCCUUUGUAUUUGCCUGAUUGCCUUGGUUCAUACUUUCUGAUUUUUUUUUUUUUUUUUUUGUCAAAUUCAAAACUCAGAUUGUUUCUCUAGGAGACUAGCCGGGCAUGAACUUAGCCCCCCUCCCCCCACCCCCCUUGGGCCUGCUGUGGGUGAAGAAUAAUUUGGACAAACUCUGACACUAGCCUUUGCUCCUUGUGUGCAUUUUUGGGGAACCUUUUUGGUCUUCCAAGUAAUUCAGUCGACAAAGGUGAUACUUGGACUUCCGUUAUGCUUUUCACCCUUUAGAGUGAGUUCAAAAUGACCGCAUUACCCAAGUCAAAAAAGUCAGUUAAAGCUCUUUAUUCGUAAUGUUAAGCGAAUAACGUGCGUUCGAAGAGGUGCUUUACUGCCAGUUUUAAUAGUUUUUUCUUUUUAAAAGCAUAAAACAGAAAUUAGCCUUGUAGUCAUCAGUAUUGAUGGAGGGUAGAAGGACCAGCUGUUCUGUGCUAAUAUUCAGGCAUCUCAGUGCCAUAUUUCACCUGGGCCCACUCUGUCUCUGUUUCCACUGUUUGCGAUAGCCAUUUGAAACAGGCUUUUUUCAGGCUGGGGAAGAAAUGGCUGAACAGUGCUGUCCUUGUCUGAGGCUUUGAGGCCAGGUUUAACUGCCAGUAGUUU